AUGCAGUCUCCGUUCCUAACACCAAGUUUGCAGUCGCGACCUGACAGUCUCGCUCUCCUCCAACUGCGCCGAGACGAUAUCAUCCCAACGAUCCUACGAACCCACGACGACGAGCAGCUAGGAUACGAUGAAGGGAAAGUGACGAACACACGAUACGGCUCGUUUCCGCACAGCACGCUUUUGAAUCAGCCGUGGGGCUCGCAACUUGCCGCAUCGAAGGUCGACACGGGAUCCCGAGGUCGCAGACCAGCGAAGGGCCAAAAGCGUAAAGCUGACGAGCUGGAGGAAGGACAGCUAUCUCCUAAGGCACCAGUCCAGGCUUCCAGCGGUUUUCUUCACCUUAUUUGCCCUACGCCCGAAUCGUGGACCGCAUCCCUCCCACACCGGACGCAGGUCGUGUAUGCGCCCGACUACAGUUAUAUACUAGAGAGAUUGCGUGUACGGCCUGGAAGUACCAUCAUUGAAGCCGGAUCAGGAAGUGGUUCGUUCACGCAUGCCGCUGCUCGAGCAGUAUUCAAUGGCUAUCCUGCAUACGAACCGGCUACCAAACGACGGAGACUAGGAAAGGUGUGCAGCUUCGAAUUUCACCAGCAACGCGCGGGAAAGGUUACAGAAGAAAUCAAACAGCAUGGACUUGAUGGUAUUGUGCAGGUGACCCACCGCGAUGUAUACAAUGAUGGCUUUCUCUUGGGCGACCCAACAACGGGGGCUUCACCCAAAGCGAAUGCGGUCUUCCUUGACCUUCCUGCACCCUGGCUAGCUCUGAAACACCUUGUACGCAAGCCGUCUUCUGGAUCCGAGUCACCUCUUGACCCCUUAUCUCCCAUACACAUCUGUACAUUCUCCCCAUGUCUCGAGCAAGUGCAACGAACCAUAAGCGCCAUGCGCCAACUAGGCUGGCUCAUGAUAUCAAUGGUUGAAGUGCAACACCGUCGCAUUGAAGUGAAACGGGAGAUAACAGGUCUGGACGCCGAAGGUAUACGUGGGGCGGUCAUAUUUCCCAAAUCUGUCGAUGAAGCAAUCACCAAAGCCCGUGUUGUAGAAGAACGCGCGAGAGCUUUUCAUGACCGAUUCCGAGACGAGAAUUACAAGAAGUCCGCGCCGAUAGCUAAAGAACAAGAGGAGCAAGAAGAUAAGGAGAAGGGAACGACGGAUAAAAACCCCCAGCAAGACAAUGAUACAGAGACCCCUGCCGAUGCUGCUCUCGCGAAAUCAAGGCCUUCUCCGCAAAACCCCAACCCCAAGCCCAACCGAAAGAAUACAACCCCGCCCCACAAACUUGGUCGCCUAGUCCACCGUUCCGAGUUGGACCUAAAGACACACACAUCAUAUCUUGUUUUCGCGGUCCUACCCCGCGACUGGUCUGAGGAGGAUGAGCUGAAGUGUCAACAGGCCUGGCCAUCAAAUUCCACGGAAACUGCUUCCCAGAAUGCGAAGCCGAAGAGCAAGACACAAAUGAAACGUGAGGCGAAGGCGCAACGGGACAAGAACAAGCAACCGGAGAAGGAAGAAAAGAGCGCUCCCGAACAAACCGGGAUUGAUGAGGCAUGA
This is a messenger RNA of Monascus purpureus, 1551 nucleotides long. NCBI's taxonomy places the organism in Eukaryota, Fungi, Ascomycota, Eurotiomycetes, Eurotiales, Aspergillaceae. The record is from the annotation of a GenBank genome assembly.